UGAGACAUCCAAAUGGUUGGCAUGAGUUUUACCGGGAAAAUUAACGGCAAUUAUAACUAAACCCUCCUCCAUUCCAACCCAAACUGGAAGCUUCAAAACCCUCUCUCUCCUCUUUUCUCUCUCUGCAAGGCAUUGACAAUGGGGUCUCUACCUUCAUUCUCAGACGCCCAUAGUCAUUUCAAAGAGAUAAACACUACCGAGCUCAUGAACCUCUUCAAAACCCAGCAGAAGUAUCUCAACUUCUUCUUCCAUAACCUUGAUCUCAACCAGACCCUCAUAUUCACCCAAACCCUUCUCAAAAUCGAGGGCACCAUCUUCUUCACCGGCGUCGGCAAGUCUGGCUUCGUCGCCCAGAAGAUCUCCCAGACCCUCGUCUCCCUCGGCAUUCGCGCCUCCUUCCUCUCCCCUGUCGACGCCCUGCACGGCGACAUCGGCAUUCUCAGCGGCGGUACGUCCAACGCCGUUGUCUUCUUCAGCAAGUCCGGAAACUCUGAGGAGCUGCUCAAGCUGGCUCCCUGCGCCAAGGCGAAAGGGGCGUACUUGAUCUCGGUGACCUCUACCGAGGACAAUUUGCUGAGGGCUGUGUGUGACUUGAACGUGCAUUUGCCUUUGGAGAGGGAGCUGUGCCCGUUCGAUUUGGCGCCGGUGACUUCGACCACGAUUCAGAUGGUUUUCGGCGACACGGUGGCGGUCGCGCUCAUGGGGGCGAGGAAUUUGACGAGGGACGAGUACGCGGCCAAUCACCCGGCGGGCCGGAUCGGAAAGAGUCUGAUUUUCAAGGUAAAAGAUGUUAUGAAGAAGCAAGAUGAGCUUCCAGUUUGCAAGGAGGGAGAUCUCAUCAUGGAUCAAUUAGUGGAGUUGACUAGCAAAGGAUGUGGGUGCCUGCUUGUUAUUGACGACGAGUAUCGUCUGAUUGGGACAUUCACUGACGGUGAUUUGAGGCGCACCCUCAAAGCCAGUGGGGAAGGCAUCUUCAAACUCACAGUGGGGCAAAUGUGCAACAGGAACCCAAGAACAAUCAGUUCAAACGUGAUGGCGGUGGAUGCCAUGAGAAGGAUGGAAGCACCACCAUCACCUGUACAAUUCUUGCCUGUGCUUGAUGACCAAAAUGUCUUGAUUGGCAUUGUCACAUUGCAUGGAUUAGUCUCAGCUGGCUUAUGAGCUGUGGAUAUGCUUUUGGCUUCCAGUUUCUGUAUCUUAUUCUUUGGAUGAUUUUAUCAUUUUUUUUCCCCACCUGUUAAAAUUUCAAUCCCCACAAUGAGGGAGGAGAUAUUCUGUUCUUUGUUUAAUAUUAGUCAUAGACGGAAUGCGUUAUUGAUCUUA
Molecule: messenger RNA, 1323 nt
Organism: Vitis vinifera (wine grape)
Lineage: Eukaryota; Viridiplantae; Streptophyta; Magnoliopsida; Vitales; Vitaceae
Product: probable arabinose 5-phosphate isomerase
Exons: 3
Coding region: 139-1161 (340 amino acids)
Biological process (GO): carbohydrate derivative metabolic process; carbohydrate metabolic process
Molecular function (GO): carbohydrate derivative binding; isomerase activity
Source: RefSeq, a predicted model, not a curated record